GUUCUUGUUCAUUUGCUCCACAUUUAAAAUAAAACCAUUUCCACGAAAUACAAGCCUUGAUAAAUCACUUGACAAUGCCACCCCAUAAAGUGAUCACGUGAUCAACUCAACAAGUGUCGAUGUAUUUGAUCUCCCUUUUAGCAACGAAGAAAAGCCCCGUCUGUCUAUCUGUAGGGACAUUGCCAUCGCUUUCAUAACUGGAACGACACACAGUUUUAGGGUGAACUUUCCCUUUAAGCAGCAGAUUGAAGCAUCUCACCGCACACCUGCCUCGGUCAGCACCACGGACAGCGACCCGGCCCGCUCCGCACGGGCCCCCUCACGGUCCACGGCCAAAGGGGACACAACCGGGGCCCCAGGGACAGGACAGGUUUUUAUUAUUUAUUUAGUAAACGAGUACUAGCUCCAGCCUAGUCUGCGACCAUGAUACUGCGGCACUGACAGCUAAACAGCAGAGGGCGGAAUGCGGAAUUUAUUAUAGACCCCGCUCCCUUUUUUUUGUUGCUACUUUCUCAGCUACCGGAAAGAUACGUUUAUUUUGGAAGGGUUUCGGCGAUCCACAAACCCCCGUCGCCUAAUUUCUGCCUGUCUCUGGAGCGGCUGUGAAUGGCAGCAGGUGAGACGCGCACCCGGCAAUCCGCCCGUCUCGCUUGAGGGGGUCUCUCUCCGGAACAAGGUGGUGAAAUCUCUCUCCUCUUCCUCCUCCACGCCCUGUGCAUUUUAUUGUCGGUAGCCGCCCCGCCACCAUGUCCCCUCCGGCAUCGGCCGCGACAGCGAGUGACAGCAGUGCGACCACCGUUUUCGAGGAGGACUCCAGGGAGGAGCAAAGACCUCUGAAGCAAUCUCUGAGCAAGUCUCUAUGCCGGGAGAGCUUUUGGAAAUGCCUGCUCCUGUCGCUUCUCAUGUAUGGCUGCAUGGGAGCGAUGGUCUGGUGUCAUGUCACCAAGGUGACCCGCCUCACCUUUGACAGUGCCUUUAAAGGGAAAUCCAUGAUGUACCAUGACAGUCCCUGCUCUGACGGAUACAUCUACAUCCCCCUGGCCCUGCUGGGCAUGCUUUACUUGGUCUACCUGGUGGAGUGCUGGCACUGCCACGUGAAGAGCGAGCUGCAGCACAAAGUGGACGUGGAGGGCAUCUACGAGUGCAUCGAAAGGAUGCAGCAGGCCAAACCGUGCAUCUGGUGGAAGGCCAUCAGCUACCACUACGUUCGCCGAACGCGGCAGGUCACGCGCUACCGCAACGGAGACACUUACACUAGCACUCAAGUUUACCACGAACGCGUCAACACCCACGUGGCAGAGGCUGAAUAUGACUACGGCCACUGUGGCGUCAAAGAUGUGUCAAAGCAGCUGCUGGGCUUGGAGAAGUCUGCCCUCACAAAGAUGCGUUUCACCAAGUGCUUCAGUUUUGCCAACGUGGAGUCCGAGAAUUCCUACCUGACGCAACGAGCAAGGUUUUUCACUGAUAACGAGGGCCUUGACGACUACAUGGAGGCCAGGGAGGGUAUGCACCUGAAGAACAUUGACCUGAAGGAGUACGUCAUGGUGCUGUCUGACCCGGAGCACCACCCCUGGUACUUGUCCCACUACGUCUUCUGGUGUGCCUCGUUCUUCACCUUCUCCUGGCCUCUCAGAGUCUUCGUCGAGUACCACACCGCAUAUGUCCACUACCGCGUCGAGAAGCUGUUUGGCCACGAUUACCUCCCGGUGACUCCGUGCGACGAUCGGCCGUAUUGGCGCCGCAUCCCUCGUGUCAACACCAUUGACAGCACGGAACUGGAAUGGCACAUUCGGUCCAACCAGCAACUGGUGCCCAGUUACUCAGAGGCCGGCCUGAUGGACCUGGCCCAGUGCCCGUCCAGCUUCAGCGGGAUCCGUCAGAACUGCGAGCGCUGCCACAGAGCCGUCAGCUGCUCCUCUGUGUUCUCCAGGAGCGCCCUCAGCGUCUGCACCGGCGCCAGCUCCCGCAUCCCCUUCAGCGGCAGCCGGUUCUCGCUGGCGCGGCGCUACGGCUCCCAGCGCAGCUGCUUCUGGCGGAGCGGCAGCCUGGACGACCAGGAGAGCCCCAGCGAAAACACCCGCUGUCUGUCAGAGCGCAUCGCCACGGGCGACGAGGGGCCCCCGGAGUACGAAGACGCACUGUGCUACCCGGUGCUCAUUGUCCACUGUAGUGAGAACUGCCACAACCACAGGUCUUUCCACAGAAAUGGCUCCUGCGUGGAGACUUCUUUAUGACUAUGCAGACAAAACACAGAGGCAGUUCUGUAGCAACACCUCACACACUGCACCCCAGAGUGUGAAAACAAGUCUUAAUGUGAGGUGACCUAUUCAUGCUGUAUUGUCAUACUAUCUGAAGCAAAUGGAUCCUGAAUGUGCAAAUCACCAAAGCAAUAACAUAAAUGAGUGGGUGGAAAACAAAGCAACGAUGGCAUGUGAAGCUCCAAGGACACACGAUGGUGGAAGAAUGACAUCUGCCUGGCUUCCAACGACAAGCAAGCAGACAAAGACGGUUACACUGUCUCCUAUUCGUCUUACAUAUGAAACAGAAGCUGCUGUAACCUCUCAAGACCUUUUGUCCUAAAGCCACGGACAAGAUGGGUAGAUUCAAAAGUUCUGUUCGGUGAAAUGUCGGCUCGACAAACACAUCAGAUAAUUACAGCAAUAACCAGGAAAAUGAAUACCAUGUGAAGUAAUAACGUAGAAGGAGGAAUAUCAAUGAAACAUUUGGGGCUAAUGCAUGUUACAAAGCAACACUGGUCAACGUGAAGACCCCCGAUCUAAAAGAGACCUCACUCACUAUUAUACCUAAUGAUGUUUAAAAAUGUACAUUGUUUGUGUGUGUGUUGUAACUUUACUUUUUGGAGGUUCUUACUUUUUAUCAAUAGGCCUCCUGUAUUUCUACUUCAGUCAGUGGCUUUGUGCAUUCCCCAGAAAAUAGUUACAAACUUAUUUUCAGCUGUGGGUUUAAUGUGUUAUUGGACUGUGACAAAAUGAAAGUAAAACAGAGUGACUGUUAUAACUGAGAAAAAUUACUUUUUUUCAGAGAGAACCUGUGUUGUGGUUGCAUUGCAUUCUGGUCUAUUGAGGUUAGUGUUGGACAGAGAAUUUAGUGUAACGGAUAUGCUGUUUUUACAAUGGAUUUCUCUCUUUUUUUUGACUGUUGACUGUUGGUACUACCUGGCGGCUCCUGAGAGGAAAAAACCUUUCUUUUCAAUGUUGAUGUUUACAGUUGCUGUUUUUUAAAUAUAUUAUCCAACCAACCGCCACUGUAGAUGCUGGCAUUAUGUAAAAGUAAUGGCACAUUGGCACAGUUUGGAUAUCUAGAAAAAAAGAUUUUUUCCUUUAACAUUUGACGGCUGUUUGGUCUUGACUGACCGAAUCUAUUGGCUGUUUGGAUGAGUAAGGCUGUCAAGUCACAUGAGCCUUUCACCUUAACACACGAAAAUGCAUUAUGAAUUGAAUUUAUUGAUGUUGUCUUAAAUUAGACAUUUCUUUCCUACUUACUGCCACAACCCGAAAACUCGUAUCUGUGGAACACGUUUUCUCACACUGUGAUGAAAUAAAGAGAUCUGUUAAAAUAUUGAUUUAGUAUCCCAAAAAACUCUCUAAAUAAUGACAAUAUAGACAUUAAGUUAACAUUAUAUAUAUAAUAUUUAAUUAGUAACAGAAAAUCAAAUGUCUUAAUUUUUUAUUUCUUUUUUAUUAUUUUUAUUUUGAUCUUAUUAUUUUGUUAAAUUUAAGGGUACUAAUACACAAUUUCCACAUUCGUCGUUAUCAUCAACAAACCACAGUGCGGUUUUAACUGCCUAAAGAUCAUAGUCAUCUAAUUCAUCUUCAAAUGUGCAUGAUUUUCUUCUGCUAGGACAAUUUCUUGAUAACCACAACACCUGAAUGUAAACCACCAGCAUAUAUGAUACACUGCUGUACAUCUCAGUUACGUGUCUAAGCAAAGGACUAAUGCUCAGCUCUUUUUAUGGAAAAUGAUGAUUUCACUGUUCAGUGUAUCUUCAAUGAGAUGCAGUUAGUGAAAGAGCCCAUUACGCACAAACAUGUCACCAUGUUUCCUAAAGACACUUCAUUUAUCUGGGCUCGUUGACUAUUUUGAUUAGAGCUCACAGGCAGAUAUGCAAGGAUGUAAAUGCACAAAUCAAUUCAACUUUAUGAUACAGACUUUUUUAACAUAUUGUAUGCACCCGAGAGUAUUACAUCAUGUUCUUACAUUGUUUUCAAUAACGUGGUGACACCAGUAUUAUGCACUUAAAGUGACACUAGACAUUAUGAAUUGUAGUAAAGCUGAAUGUUGAUGUAAAUGCCAUUGAAAUAUUAGAGUAUUCAAGCUGAUAUAUUUAAAAAUGCAAAAAGUGCUUGGACGUAAAACAAUAAGACUACUUACAGUUUCUUGUCAAAUGUAAAAAAUACUACUGUCAUUAUAUUCUAAUGGGCUGUAUAAAUAACGUCAUUAUCUUUUGAAAUAUGUAUUCAAUUUGAUCUUGUGUUGGAAAAAUAAAAGUUGCAAUAAAUGUUUGGGUUGAACUAUGUCUAUUUAGAAUAUUGUAAUUGCCUUGGAAAGUCAAAUAUGCUUUCACAAAGGAUUUUUUGACAUG
Molecule: messenger RNA, 4603 nt
Organism: Pungitius pungitius (ninespine stickleback)
Lineage: Eukaryota; Metazoa; Chordata; Actinopteri; Perciformes; Gasterosteidae
Gene: tmem151bb
Product: transmembrane protein 151Bb
Exons: 2
Coding region: 747-2234 (495 amino acids)
Source: RefSeq, a predicted model, not a curated record